Neurospora crassa OR74A is the source of this 3079-nucleotide messenger RNA. RefSeq names its product ATP-dependent RNA helicase DHX8. Gene Ontology annotation, cellular component: intracellular anatomical structure; catalytic step 2 spliceosome. The record is from RefSeq and is a predicted model, not a curated record. Gene Ontology annotation, molecular function: ATP binding; RNA binding. Bases 100 to 2853 code for a protein of 917 amino acids. Lineage: Eukaryota; Fungi; Ascomycota; Sordariomycetes; Sordariales; Sordariaceae. The transcript has a single exon.
CUUCGUUCGCCUCCCAUCCCAGGCAGGGCAUCACCAACCAAAUCUGGUCAGCAAACACAGAGUCACUGUCGCAGUUGGUCGAACAGAUACACCACACCAAUGGCGUCAAAACGAUAUGCCUUCGUCCCCAUGGACGAUGAGCCUGCUGCCCCAUCCAAGAGCGACAGAAAAGACCGAGACAGAGACAGCAAAAGGGACAGGAAACGCGAUCGAUCCAGGUCGCCGCGCCGACACAAGAGCAGGCGACCCGAUGACAGCGACUCUACCCGACGCCAGUCCCGCUCGCGAUCACCACGCAAGGACGACAGCCGAUCAGACUCGAGACGCGAUCGCGAAGACCCCAAGAUGUCAGAUCUCAGACUCAAGUCCCGAUACGACUACCUGAAGAAGAGAGAGGCCGAGAAGCUUGCCCUCCUACGGAAACAAGUCGCCGAGGAAACUGCCGAGUUGCGAUCCGGUGUUCGUCUGUCUGAAAAGGAAAAAGCCGAAUUCGCAAGAAACCGGGAAAUUCUACGCCUGGCCGAGGAGCGAGCACGCAUUGACGACUACCAAGACGGCUACCGCCUACCGGACCAGUAUGGCACCGACACCAAGAAGAAAGAGGAGGCUUUAUACCAGCGUCACGUCGAGAGGGACGAGUAUGGUAACGAAAAGAUGGUUACCGAAUACGACGAGUGGGAGCGCGAGCAAACCGUCAAGGCCAAGGCGCAAAUCGCAUCGCGCGGCGAGCGCGAAGACGGAGGAGAAUACGACUUCUUGCUGGACGAGGAUGCCAUCAACUUUGUCCGUGAUGCUGCCGCCAAGUUCAUACAACCGACCGACGGCCUGACGCCGGAGCAGAGGAUCUUAAAGGAGAAGAUCGAGGCGGCCGAGCGGGCGGCCAAGUCGAUACAAGAAGUGCGCAAGAGUCUUCCCGUUUAUGCUUACCGGGACGCUUUUCUGGAUGCCAUCAAGGAGUACCAGGUUCUUAUCCUUGUUGGCGAGACUGGUUCGGGAAAGACAACACAAAUACCCCAAUACCUCCACGAGGCUGGAUAUACUGAGGGCGGCAUGAAGGUUGCCUGCACCCAGCCGCGUCGUGUUGCCGCCAUGAGUGUUGCCGCUCGUGUGGCUGAUGAAAUGGGAGUCAAGGUUGGAAGGGAAGUCGGUUACUCGAUCCGUUUCGAGGACUGUACAAGCGACAAGACCAUUCUCAAGUAUAUGACGGAUGGCAUGCUUCUGAGAGAAAUGGUUACGUCGCCAACACUGGAGGGUUACUCGGCCAUCAUGAUCGACGAAGCCCACGAGAGAACAGUCCAUACCGAUAUUCUACUAGCACUUAUCAAGGAUCUUACUAGGGCGAGGCCGGAUCUGAAGCUCAUCAUUUCUUCUGCGACACUCAACGCCGAAAAGUUCAGCACGUACUUUGAUGAUGCGCCCAUCUUCAACGUUCCCGGUCGUGUGCAUCCGGUCGAUGUAUACUACACUUCAGCACCAGAGAGUAACUACCUAGAAGCUAGUUUGGUGACAGUGUUCCAGAUCCAUGCUACACAGCCAGAGGGCGGUAUCCUGGUGUUUCUCACUGGCCAAGAGGAGAUUGACAAGGCAUGCGAGCGAGUAGAAGAGAUCAAAAAGAAACUGGGGGGUCGAGUACCCGAAAUCAUACCUCUACCCAUCUACGCCAACAUGCCCUCGGAACUGCAGGCCAAGAUCUUCGAGCCGACACCACCAGGGGCUAGAAAGGUGGUCUUCUCGACCAACAUUGCUGAAACAUCCCUUACCAUUGACGGUAUCGUCUAUGUCAUCGACUGCGGCUACGUCAAGGAGAACACAUUCAGUCCCGUCGGCACAACAGGACAGUCCACGCUCGCCGUUGUGCCGUGCUCACGAGCCGCUGCGAACCAGCGUAUGGGUCGUGCCGGUCGUGUCCGUCCAGGCAAAUGCUUCCGUCUCUACACCAAAUUUGCCUACCUCUCUGAAAUGGACGAGUCACCAACACCCGAAAUCCAACGAACCUCGUUAUCGAGCGUUGUCCUCCAACUCAAAGCGCUCGGUAUCGAAGAUCUUUUGGGUUUCGACUUCCUCGACCCCCCACCAACCGAACUUCUCAUCAAGUCCCUCAACAUGCUCUACGCCUUGGGAGCCCUCAACUCCGCCGGCCAACUUACCCGCGUCGGCCGGCAAAUGGGCGAAUUCCCCGCCGAACCGAUGCUAGCCAAGGCGCUCAUCGCUGCCACGGCCGAGGGCUGCGUCGACGAGAUGCUCACUAUCGUGUCCAUGCUCGGCGAAGUAGCCACUCUGUUCUUCCGCCCCAAGGACAAGAAGGUGCACGCCGAUAGCGCGCGCGCCCGCUUCACUGUCAAGGACGGCGGCGACCACUUGACGCUUUUGAAUGUCUACAACCAGUGGGUCGACGCCGAUUACUCCCCCAUCUGGGCCAAGGAGAACUUCCUCACCCAGCGAUCGCUCACCCGCGCCCGUGACGUGCGCGACCAAUUAGCCAAGCUAUGCGAUCGCGUCCUGGAAGGGUCCACAUCUACCUGCGGCGGAGUCUCCAACAUGCAGCCCAUCCUACGGGCGCUCACAGCAGCCUUCUUCCUCAAUGCUGCCAGGCUAAACCGAGGCGGAGACGGAUACAGGACGCUGAAGAAUAACAUGACGGUGUAUGUGCACCCGAGCUCGGUGGUUAAGGGGAUGGACCCACCACCAAAGGUUAUCAUUUAUCAUGAGCUGGUCGUGACAACAAAGGAGUUUGUCAGGAGUGUGAUUCCGAUUGACCCGAAGUGGUUGACGGAGUUUGGUGGGCAUUAUUAUGAUGCUAAGGAUGUGGAGAGUAUGACGGUCAAAAAGUUGCCUAAGGAGAGGAAAUACUGAUGGGUAGAAACGAUAGUGAGUGGUUGGAAGUCUGUUUUGUUUGUCUCAAAAGCGAAUGGCAUAUGGGGACAUGGCGUUUGGAGCGUUUUUGGGAAAAUUCCGUUGAUGAUUAGGGGUUUGUUUACUUGCAACUGCAUUUGGUAGCUGCUGGUGAUUAGUACUCAUCAACUCACGCACAGUUGUAUCAAAGCAAUGAAAACAUAAUGACAAUACUUAUCCGAUGGAA